UUUUAUUUUGAAGCGUAUCCUAUGGAGCCAGACUUACAAAGUUUGUGGUCUGUCCUAGUUUUGAUUUGUGGGCACUGUUUUCCAUUCCAAAUUUUCUAGGACAGACCCAAUUUGAAAGAUGCUGUUCUGUUUUCCAAUUGUCCCUGGUAGAAUUUGGAAAAACCUUAGUGCUUACAACAAUAAGCAAAGUCCAGGGCUGGGGAGGGUCCCAUGCAAUGAAAUGCUUUAAAAAACAUUUUUUAAAAGCUUUAUUUAUUUUUGAGAGAGAGACAGAGUGGGAGUAGGGGAGGAGCAGAGAGAGGGAGACACAGAAUCCCAAGCAGCCUCCAGGCUCCGAGCUGUCAGCCCAGAAACCGGUUGGGCUCGACGUGGGGCUGGACGUGGGGCUGGACGUGGUGCUCGAACCCACGAACCAUGAGACCAUGACCUGAGCCGAAGUCGGAUGCUCAACCAACUGAGCCACCCAGGCGCCCCACAAUGAAAUGCUUUUAAAGAUUGGGGAGUGGGGAGGGGAAGUACGAUGUAUUUUUUUUUACUUGAAAUAUAAUUUACAUACAACAUAAAAUAUGGAUUUUAAGUUCGAAUGUUUAUAAUUGUAUACACCCAUGUGUCUGUAUCUCAUCAAGACAUAGGAUAUUCCAUCACUCCAGAAAGUUCUCUUGUGUUCUUGUGCUCUAUUGCAAUAAGUCCCUCCACUGUUUCCCCGCCCCCCCCACCCCCCCAGGCAACCACUGAUCCAGUAUCUAUCACUGUAAGUUACUUUUUGCUGGCCUUAGGACUUUACAUACCUUAAUGGAAUCACAGUUUUGUGCCUGGAUUCUUUGGCAGAGCAUAACUUUUUAAGUAUUCACCAAGGUUUUGCAAUAGCUCAUUUCUUAUGUUGCUGAUGAAAUCAGCAUUCGUUGCCUAAAUACACAAUAUUGUUUAUUCCACCCCCAUUCACCGUUUAGGAGACAUUUCGGUUGCUUCCUGUGUUUUCACUAUUUAACGGAUACGAUGCUUGGUGUGAAGCAGGAGGCCAGAGAACAAUAGCUGAUAGAUUGUUGUCAUCUUACCCGUGUGAGUUGCGGGCUUUUACAUAAGGAAGAAAAAAUAAAUCAGUGCCUUCAGAAGCAAUGGGUUGUUUCAAAGCUUCACCGAGCCAUUCCUGGAUUUAUCCCACCGUGAUCCUGUGUUUAUUUGGAUUUUUCUCCAUGAUGAGACCCUCAGAACCCUUCUUAGUCCCAUAUUUAUCUGGACCAGAUAAAAACCUGACCAGCUCAGAGAUCACAAAUGAGAUCCUUCCCAUCUGGACAUACUCUUACCUGGCACUGCUGCUCCCAGUGUUCAUCGCCACCGACUACGUCCGCUACAAGCCAGUCAUUAUCCUGCAGGGGAUCAGCUUCGUCGUCACCUGGCUGCUGCUUUUGUUUGGCCAGGGAGUGAGGGCCAUGCAGGUUGUAGAGUUCUUCUAUGGGAUGGUCACCGCCACCGAGGUGGCCUACUAUGCCUACAUUUACAGCGUGGUCAGCCCGGAGCACUACCAGAAAGUGAGCGGCUACUGCAGGAGCGUCACCCUGGUGGCCUACACGGCGGCCUCGGUGCUGGCCCAGCUCCUGGUGUCCCUGGCCAGCCUGUCGUACUUUCACCUCAACGUCAUAUCCUUGGCCUCUGUCUGUGUGGCCCUUCUUUUCUCCCUGUUCCUACCAAUGCCUGAGAAGAGCAUGUUUUUUCAUGUACAGCCCGGCAAAGAAGUACAAAAGCCACCAAACAACACCACAGUGUUAGAUGAAACUUACAAGGUUCCCACACCAGGCGGCGAAGAGAAACCCACUUCAGAAAUACCCACCAUUUCAGGGACCCUGGAGGGUCGGCGGGUGAGCAAUCCGGUGCCAAGAAAUGUCGCCUUGAGAGUUUUUGUGCAGUGGUUCCAAGAUUUGAAGGGAUGCUACUCCUCACGUCAUCUUUUUUACUGGUCUCUGUGGUGGGCCUUUUCCACAGCAGGUUUUAACCAAAUUUUGAACUAUGUUCAAAUCCUGUGGGAUUACAAGGCACCAUCCCAAAAUUCUUUCAUCUAUAAUGGGGCAGUAGAAGCGGUUGCAACCUUUGGAGGGGCCGUGGCUGCCUUUGCCGUGGGCUUUGUGAAAGUCAACUGGGAUCUCCUGGGAGAGUUGGCUCUAGCGAUCUUCUCCAUCAUUAGUGCAGGCUCUCUGUUUCUCAUGCAUUACACAACCAACAUCUGGGUAUGCUAUGCUGGCUAUUUAAUAUUCAAGUCCAGCUAUAUGCUUCUUAUAACCAUAGCAGCAUUUCAGAUUGCAGUUAAUCUGAGUGUGGAGCGCUAUGCCCUGGUGUUUGGAAUGAACACCUUCGUGGCCCUGGUGAUCCAGACCAUUAUGACAGUGAUCGUAGUAGAUCAGAAAGGACUCAACCUGCCUAUCAGCAUUCAGUUUUUAGUUUAUGGGAGUUACUUUGCAGUUAUUGCUGGCAUUUUUCUAAUGAGAAGCAUAUACAUCAUCUGCUCAACCAAGUUCCAAGAGCAGCCACAGAGCUCUGCUACAUGUCAGAAUCCAGCUGAGCCCCACCCAGACAGACCCAGGAAUGUCAACAUGGAAACAAAGCUCUAACCUUAUGGCAACCACUGCAUCCACUGAGAAAGGACCCGCCUGGUCGCAAAGUCACCGAGUGACACAAAAUGACACACUUCCUAAGUCUGGAUUUCAAGGAACCUUUUCAAAACCCCAACAAAAUAUCGGUUUUAGACCAGAUGUCUAUGUGCCCAGCUGGAUGCACGCGACAGGUCCCGUCACCUCAGUCAAACAGUCCGUGCUGGGGACCCCAGGGAGUAGCAAGGACUGGGAAAUUCUGGUUUUGAUUACUCAUUAGGACAUGCAAAUGGCAUGGAAACAAACCACGAGAAACUCCAGCCAUUCUGGAGUUGAUGCUCCCGACUCCAGAGCAGAAAUACUAACUAGGUUCACCUUGUUGCUUGGCUCACAUCUUUGUUUUAUCUUGCUGAAACUGGCAAGAGAGGGGACAUUUUUUGUCACAUGGCCAUUUUCCUUCUUCUUCUAUUCAGUAUAUUUCUAUAUAGCGUGCAGUUCUCUGAGAGAAUUUCAAGGUUUGGUCCCAUUUCUGAGGAUCCCUCUUCAGUCCUGAUAACAUGGCAUUAUUCACAAGCUAAAAUUUGGUAAUAUCACCAUUUAAUUUGGUCAUGAUUAUUUGUCGCUUUGUGUUCUGCCGAGCUUUGUUGUUAAAAAUCUACCUCAGGAAUAGCUCCAGACGUUCCUGGAUAUCCACAGAAUGACAUUCAAGUCAAUUCCUGGUGACCAUAGGGGAGACAACGAGCUUUCUCCCUACCAUGACCCCAGACAGGUGUUUUAAUGCUGUGUCCGUGUGAUCUCUGUGUAAAACAGAGAAACUUAACUAGAAAUUUCUAGGACUCUUUAAGUAUUUUUAAGUAAGAAAAUACUACUAGGGUGGGGGAAACGCCUAAUUUUUAAAGGGCAGUGCUUGUGCCAAAUAAAAUAAUGUGGGCAAAAAUA
Molecule: messenger RNA, 3521 nt
Organism: Felis catus (domestic cat)
Lineage: Eukaryota; Metazoa; Chordata; Mammalia; Carnivora; Felidae
Gene: SLC19A3
Product: solute carrier family 19 member 3
Exons: 7
Coding region: 1116-2603 (495 amino acids)
Biological process (GO): vitamin transport; transmembrane transport
Cellular component (GO): plasma membrane
Molecular function (GO): thiamine transmembrane transporter activity
Source: RefSeq, a predicted model, not a curated record